UAAUAAAAAGUCUUGCAAUUAAGAAACAAACGGUUAAAUUGAAAAUUCAAAAUAAAAAUUACGACAAAUUUUUAGAAAAAUGAAAGUGUUUGUGUUUAUCACUGUUGUCAUAGGUUGUUUAAUAAACCACAUAAAUGCAGAUACAUUUGAUGAAUGUGAAGAUGUAGAUCCGGAUACAUAUGUUGCCAGUUCGGAAAGUUGUUCGGCUUAUAUACUUUGUAAUGGAGACGAUUCGGAGUUGUAUGAAUGUGAUGAAGGAGAGUAUUUCGAUAGUGAAAGUGAAUCAUGUGAUGCUAAAGAAAAUGUUGUUUGUCCUUUGGAUAAUAACGAGGGAGAAGAUGGAGAAGGUGAUGGUGAUGGCGAUGGUGAAGAAGAACCUGAAGAACCUGUUGUAACAACAGCUGCUCCCACUACCGUAGCUACUACUACAGUGCCACCUAUUACAAUGGCCACGACUCCAGCUGAAAUUUUAGAUAUACCACCAGUUGUUAAGGAUACUUGUCCCGCCACCGAUGAUCCCAAUCAAAUUGUUUAUAUAUCCAGUAGUAAUACAUGCUCCGAUUAUUAUGUUUGCUAUCAUGGUCAUCGCAUUGAAAUGCACUGCACCGAUCAUUUACACUUUAAUACGCUAACGGGAAAAUGUGAUUUUCCAGAAAAUUCAAAUUGCAAGAUUAACAAUCAACCGCCUUCGCCUACAAAUAAAUGUCUGCCACAUGUCACCGAUUUCUUUCCUCAUCCACAAAAGUGCAAUUAUUUCUUUUAUUGCAUCAAGGGCUAUCAAACACUACAGCAAUGUCCAUUCUAUUAUGGUUGGGAUAUUGAGAGGCGCACGUGCGUCCAUAUGACACAUGCCAAGUGUUAUGGCAAUACGCAUUAGUCAAUGAGUUUUUUUUUUUGUUAAGAAAGAAAACUUCUCACUCAUUUUAUCGAGCGUGUCAUUGAUUUUAACAUUGAAAAACAGAGCUUUAAAGGAUUUUAAUUAUUAUAAUUAAAUUUUCAAUUUUAGUUUUUAAUUUAAAAUCGAAUAAAUUGAGUUGCAGCACCUGCGAUCUGAUAGGAUUUGAGAAUUUUGCAAUGUUGACUGGUUUAAGUUGAAAAGCCAUUCCUUUAAGCUCUGAUUUUUUUUAAUCUCAUCUCAUCCUGCUAAGUAUUUUGUAAGUAUUUUAGUUAAAUAAAUAUUAAACAUAAAAAAGUGUAAAU
Molecule: messenger RNA, 1200 nt
Organism: Lucilia sericata (common green bottle fly)
Lineage: Eukaryota; Metazoa; Arthropoda; Insecta; Diptera; Calliphoridae
Product: chitin-binding domain protein cbd-1-like
Exons: 2
Coding region: 80-877 (265 amino acids)
Cellular component (GO): extracellular region
Molecular function (GO): chitin binding
Source: RefSeq, a predicted model, not a curated record